UGCAUCCUCCGGAAAGUGGGAGUCACAUCCGGGCAUUUUGACCGUGCUUUGCGAGAAGCGAACUUUGAUUUGGAACAUGUACUCGGGCUGCGACAGAUAACGGGUCACGAGCCCCCGUCUCCCCGAGAACAAAAGUACAGAAAAGUACGGACAAGAACGCAUAUUGAGAAACGCUGAUUGAGAAACGGCUCGAGAUAAACGGCCCCUGUGAGCCGAGAGAACGCGGAAGUGACUUUGUAAAGGGGGAGGGGCUUCUUCACGCUCUGUUCACGGCUCCGGUUCAUGCGUGGAAAUGCGAUCGCUGUUGCGAACUUUACGCGAAGUUCGACACUGCGCAACGUACUCUACGAUGGCCAAAGACGUGGGCUCGGAGCUCUCCGUCCCGGUGCCAUGGGGACAUAUCAGGGGGAAAGUCUGGGGUCUUGACCACGGCCGCCCCGUGCUGUGCCUGCACGGCUGGGCUGACAACUGUGGCACAUUCAACACCCUCAUUCCCCUUCUACCCAAAGAGUGCAGAUACGUGGCGAUGGAUCUGUCGGGUCACGGCCUGUCAUCGCAUCUUCCUCCCGGAGAGUCCUACUCCUGUCCUACAUACGUGAUGGACGUACGGCGAGUUGUAGACGCCCUGCAGCUGAGGACAUUCUCCCUCAUCGGCCACAGCAUGGGUGCUGACAUCGCUGCAAUGUUCAGUGCUCUGUACCCUGAGAUGGUGGACGCCCUCGUGCUUCUGGACUCCUUCGGAUUCCUACCGACAGAUUCAAAAGAACUUCCCGAAGUGGUGAGGCAGGGGAUGGAGGAGAUGCUCCAGUUGGAGAAAAAGACCAAAGAAGAGAAAAGAGUGUACACCCAUGAGAAGGCAGUCGAGAGGCUGUUGGCUGCAAACCCGACUCUGACUGAACAGUCGGUGCACGUCCUGUUAGAGCGAGGUCUAGUUCAAGUGGAAGGAGGAUUCAAAUUCUCUAGAGACCUACGCAUUUAUUCUAAAAACACAUGGCGCAUGAGUUUGGAGCAGAGCCUGGAGAUGCAGUCGAGGGUUCGGGCCUCUGUUCUCCUUGUUCUAACCGAUAAAGGCUUCAGUAGAUCAUUUUCCGAACCAUCUCAAAGGAAGUUUAACUCGACUCUCCUCCGGAGCUUAAAGGACCGAAACCACACGGUGGUGACGGUACCAGGCGAUCACCACGUUCAUCUGGACGAGCCUGAAGUCGUCGCGCCCAUCGUGUCAGACUUCCUGCGGAACAGAGCGCCGUCCCAGUCCAACAACGUACAGCAAAAGUUAUGAGAUACGAACACACUGGCAGCUUUUAGUUCUUUUGUACUGUACAGAAGUCUUCAUCUUCACUGUGAGCCAAUGUGCUCUCAGCUUUGUCUUCUUUCAUGUGUUUGUCAGAAUCAGAGUUUUUUUAGGGUUUAAUUUUUUUUGUUUCAAACAUUUCAAACAUGCUCCUUUCAAUUAAAAAAACGAAACUAACAACAACAACAACA
This is a messenger RNA of Pseudoliparis swirei, 1482 nucleotides long. RefSeq names its product serine hydrolase-like protein. The coding region runs from base 293 to 1279 and encodes 328 amino acids. Lineage: Eukaryota; Metazoa; Chordata; Actinopteri; Perciformes; Liparidae. The record is from RefSeq and is a predicted model, not a curated record. The transcript is spliced from 12 exons.